Molecule: messenger RNA, 1083 nt
Organism: Pelmatolapia mariae (spotted tilapia)
Lineage: Eukaryota; Metazoa; Chordata; Actinopteri; Cichliformes; Cichlidae
Product: arrestin domain-containing protein 3-like
Exons: 6
Coding region: 1-1083 (360 amino acids)
Biological process (GO): protein transport
Cellular component (GO): cytoplasm; plasma membrane
Source: RefSeq, a predicted model, not a curated record
AUGGGCAUUAAAAAACUCUCAAUCGAAUACGAUGCCAUCAACAGCAAAAACACCUUCACGAAUGGAGAUAUCAUUUAUGGAAGAAUUAUUGUGGAGGUGUCUGGUGAAACCAAAAUCCAAUCGCUGAUUUUUAGAGGACAAGGAAGAGCGAAGGUAUGCUGGACUGAGCAUUACGGAAAAGAUCAAACCCACGUUUACUGGGCUACUGAGAAAUAUUAUGACAUCAAACAACAUAUCUUGAGAGAAUCAAGACACGAUGGCACUGAAGUCAUUGGAAAAGGAAGACAUGUGUAUCCUUUUUCGUUCAGGAUUCCUGAUGGAAUACUGCCAUCAACCUAUAAAGGAGCCCAUGGAAAAAUUGUUCAUAAGGUGAAAGCAGAGCUGAAACAAUCAAUGAAGAUUACAAAAAAAACCAAGGUCCACUUCACUUUUGUGUCCAAGGCACACAUGGGUAUUCCUGGACUUCUGGAACCUCAGUAUACUUAUAAGGAUAAAUCUGUUUUGGGCUCUGGAAAGGUUUCAGUAGAUGUCCAUACCACUCAGAUGGGAUACAUGCAAGGCGAAGCUUUUGUGGUCACAGUUGAAAUCAACAACAACUCGAGUCGCACAGUGAAGCCCAAAUUCAAACUGUAUCAGAAACACAGUUUCUUCGCCCAGGGCCACAGGAAAGUUUACACACACGACAUCCUUAAGGAUAAGGCUGAGGCUGUUGAAGCAUCUUCUGGCAGAAAAACUGUGACCAAGGUGAUCACCAUCCCUAGAGACCUACCCCCCUCCAUCUUGAACAGCCACAUCAUCAACCUGGAGUACAGGCUGAAGGUCCAACUGAAUAUCAAAUGUUCCAUUGAUCCAAAGCUCAAACUUCCUAUAGUUAUCAUGCCUGCGGUUGUGAAACAACCACAUCCUUCUGCUGGCAUUGGAUUUGACACUUUUAGGAACCCAGAAAAACCAUCCUGGGGAACUGCACCCCAGCAAACACCACCCCAGCAAACACCACCCCAACUUGCAGAUCUUCCACCUCCCUACGGAGCACAUGCGAUGUACCCCACUACCACUCUCGAUGAUUAUAAGACUGCACUUUGA